Messenger RNA from Emys orbicularis (European pond turtle), 1494 nucleotides. It is a transcript of the gene ART4, whose product is annotated as ADP-ribosyltransferase 4 (inactive) (Dombrock blood group). The coding region runs from base 613 to 1494 and encodes 293 amino acids. Gene Ontology annotation, molecular function: NAD+ poly-ADP-ribosyltransferase activity; NAD+-protein-arginine ADP-ribosyltransferase activity. The record is from RefSeq and is a predicted model, not a curated record. The transcript is spliced from 3 exons. Lineage: Eukaryota; Metazoa; Chordata; Testudines; Emydidae.
ACCCUACAUUCCUUUAAUGUUGUUCAUUAAACUUUUGGCUGGAGAUAGUUUGCUUCACUCAACCUCAUCUUGUCAUGUAAAUCCACAGAAGAGAGCUGUCUUGGGUGCCUCAAAGGUCUGAGUCUCCUCUCACUUGAGACUAACAACGGGAUUUGAACAGGGCCUGGCAUAAGGAACCUUCAUGAGCCAGAAAGAAAAGAGAAAAGACCAUAGGAAAUCUCAACAUUAAGUGAACUGAUAAAGACCAGGGAAAUGCAUAGCGACUGGGACUGGAGUGGAGGAGAAACUGUCAUUUAAAGGACCCAGACCAUUUCUUUUGGACAUCUUUUGGACAUCGGAGCUAUUACUUUCGAUAUGUCCUCGCCUUGGUUCUAAAUUACUGUCCUCCAAACUGCAGCCUGAGUCCGAUGAGUGAUCCCAACUCUGGGAAAGGCAAAGAAAGAAUAUUGACUCAUAUCCGAGUGUAAAUUUCACACAGCAGAUUUGUUGGAAUUCAAUUUAUGACACUAAAAGAGAAAUGAGCAAAACAUCCAUAAGAAAGAGAGGGUAGCCCCAUCUUCUGGUUCUGUGGGAGUUCAACAUCCUGUAGCAGAUCUCCUGGUGGACUCUGGGAUGACAGCUGAUCUACUGAGCUUCCUGCUGUUGCUGAUCUUCUCCCUGCUGAGGCUGAUGAGAGGUGACAAGGCUGUGUCCCACAUUCUCAUGGAUAUGGCACCAGAUUCCUUUGAUGACCAGUACCAGGGUUGCCGUGAGCAGGUAAUGGAAGAACUGGACCGAGGAGACUAUUUCCAAAAGGAAUUGGGUAAUAAUAAGAACUAUUCCAGCAUCUGGGAGAAAGCAAAGCUGGUCUGGUCAAAAAGGCCAAUGGCUCUGCUAAGGGAGAUGCAGGAGAAUCACGCUGUAGCCCUCCUGGCUUACACCAUGAACACCUCGCUGCACUCUGAUUUGAACUGGGCUGUGUCCAGAGCUGGGACAUCCCCAGAGCACUACAGACACAGCUUCCCCUUCAAAUACCUCCACUUCUACCUGACUACAGCCAUUCAACUGGUGAGGAGAUGGAAGAGUGGCACCACAAGAAAAAAGUGCUACCAGGUACACCGGGGGGUAAAAGGCCUGUAUUUUGAGGCUGAGUUGGGCACCAAAGUGCGGUUUGGCCGCUUCACCUCCACUUCACUCCUCCGGAAGGAAGCCCGGAGAUUUGGGAAUGAAACAAUAUUCACCCUGAAGACUUGCUUAGGGGCAGUUGUGCAACGCUUCUCCCACUACCUCUCCGAGAGGGAGGUCCUCAUCCCACCCUAUGAGAUAUUCCAGGUCAGAAACUUCAGCCGAACACCAAGUGGUAACUGGCUGUAUCUGCUCUCUGUGGGAAAUUACAGCCAAUACAACUGCCAGCUCCUGAAAGCUUCAAGCAGCAAGAACUGUAUCCACAGUCCUCCAGUCACUGCCUUUCUUUCUUGUGUGAUCAGUGCUUUCUUCUACUCCACCAGGCAAUGA